AUCGAAACAUUGUUGUACAAUAAACCUAAACGAUUAUAGAUUGUCCCAUGAUGGAAGUGGUCAAUGCUAUGUUGCUAUUAAAAUUGAUUAUAUCCGUUCUUUAUGUAUCCAUUGUUGAUUCAGUGUCCUCCAAAUGCCAGACUCCUCUCAACAGCAGCGACUGCGGGCUGCCCUCUACUGUCGUAUACACGUACUACAGUCCCAAUUCCUUCUGCUACCCGGCCAUAUGGCGGGGGUGUCCGACCAACAACAAGUUCUACAACGAGGACCAGUGCUGGAAAUCCUGUGUUAUGCAUUUUGAAGUAACUGAGUCUAUGCCGAAGGAAAUAGAUGCUAGUAAAGUGCAAGUACAAAACAACACGAAAAGUCAGUCAGUAAAAAUCAACCGAUGUGAUGUCCCCCUCAACACCAGUCGCUGCACUAAAAAGAUAAAGUUAGUUUUCACAUUCAGCGAUGUAAUUAAAUCCUGCGUUAUUGCAUUGUGGUCAGGAUGUCCUACUGAAAACAUGUUUCCUGACUUCACGACGUGUCAGAAUAACUGUCAAGAAAAGAAGGACGAUAAACUGAAACAAAAAGAUAAAUCCAACAUACAACAAGCUCCGAAUUUUCUUCAGCUGGACAUUAACAACCCCAAUGCACAGAAUAAAGAAAAUAAACUGGUACAAAAGGAUGAAUCCAAGAUGCAAGAAGUUCCAAUUGAUCUUAAGCAUUUGAUGAAAAAACCUGAUGCAUCAAAUGAAGAUAUUCAAAUUAAACAAAACUAUCAAUCCAAGGUACAAAAAGCGUCGAAUGUCCCGAAGAAGUUGGUUAAGAAAAAGAAUGCGCUGAAUAAAGAAUAUAAACUGGAUGAAAAGGAUAUAUUCAAGGGUAUGUUCUAG
Messenger RNA from Cydia fagiglandana, 878 nucleotides. RefSeq lists its product as uncharacterized. Gene Ontology annotation, molecular function: serine-type endopeptidase inhibitor activity. Lineage: Eukaryota; Metazoa; Arthropoda; Insecta; Lepidoptera; Tortricidae. The record is from RefSeq and is a predicted model, not a curated record. The transcript is spliced from 3 exons. Bases 48 to 878 code for a protein of 276 amino acids.